Molecule: messenger RNA, 3009 nt
Organism: Lymnaea stagnalis (great pond snail)
Lineage: Eukaryota; Metazoa; Mollusca; Gastropoda; Lymnaeidae
Source: the annotation of a GenBank genome assembly
AGACCAAGGUAGACAAUGUUGCAAUAGGUCUUUUAAAACAAUCGUUUUAUCUGUAGAAUCAUGUUUAGUUGAACAGGUGGGCGGCGUUUUUGACCAAUCAGAACCAAUGUUUAGUAAAUUGUAAAGAUAUACAUAGAAAAACGUUUUCUCAAUGAGUUAAAGGACAUCUUAUUAUAUGACACAGACGAUGGAGAAUGUACGCUAUUACUAUUUUCCUUGUGACUUUGGUAGCAGGAACCAAUGUAAGUGCACUUAAAAUAUGUUUAAAAAAUUUUAAAAAAUCAAAGCAAAAGCAUCAGAAAUAGCUAACUUAGAUUUAUCUAAGUAAGCUAUUUCUGAUGCUUUUGCUUUGAUUUUUUAUGUAUAUGCAACAAAAGGUAUAAUGAAUAUUUUUUUAAAAUUAUUAACUAUAUAAAAUUUUAAAAAGUAGAUGUUGCUAUUCAUUUGUAUGGAUAAGCAAAGUUUUAUUUUAAACUUUUGCAAUUGAUUAUUUUGUAUAAGGCUUUUAAGAAAGCAAUUUUCUGGGUAUCAAUAAUUCAUAAAUAGUGCCUGCUCCUUAUUGAACGUUAAACAUUUUUGUUGUGUUGAACACUUGAUACGUCCCAGUCUCACUCAGACUCUACACCCUGCGGUCCCCGGACAAUUUGAGAUUGAGACCCCUGGGUUAUAUGUAGGAGUUCAAGUCUAUAAAUAAGCAUUUAUUAGUUAUGUUCGUGGGAACAGAAAUACAAUAUCUUUAACCCCAAUUAUAUUAAAAAUUUAAUAUUUUGUAUUUAUUUUAAUUUGAAAUAUAUAACAAGACAAUUUAAAUAUGCAUAAUCGACAAUUCUAAGACUAUGUAGUGGGAUACUAGACGGCUAAUACUGUUGGGAGCAAUUGUUCCACAACUUUCUAAUGAUGCGACACUUCAAUACCAUACCUCAUGUUGCCGUGACCCGAAACUAUAACAUUUUUUUGUAGUUGCUACUUUAUAAAAAUGUGUUUUUCAAUGGUCUUAGGUGACACAUGUUAGGGGAUCGAAUGACCCUUGGGGAUCUAAGACCACCGGAAAGCAAAUAUUUAUGAAAUAGCCAGGAAAAUAAUUUAUGGAAAUGUAUUAAAGGGUCGCGGCAUCAAAAAGUUUGAGAACCACUGAUUUAGAGGAUAUGAAUAAAUUGUCGAAACUUUCUCGUGAGGAUCCAAUUCAUCAAGGCCCGAUUCAGUUACGGGCGUAACAAGAAGAUUUUUUUUAGAUAUUGAGACAGCAAGUAGAACGUGCAGCAGUACGUCUACAAUUAUUACGCCGUGUCAAACGUGUCAUGACGUCUAGUAAAAGAUUUCUUGAACCAUUACCCAGACGACAUGAUAAAACACAUUAUGAUGAAAAUUGGGAUAUCAAAAAUCAAAUUCAGAUGCUAAAAGUCCACCAUAAAGCAUCGUGCCUGAUUACUAGACUUCUAACAAGAAGUAGGGAACAAUAUUGAUGCUCAAUAUGUAACACAGUUUAAAAAAGGGGUGGGGGAUAUUCAACUAAACCUAUAAUAUAUAACAAAAAAAUUUACAUAAUCCUUUCCUCUUCCACGUAGUACUUUAUGCAUUUAGAAUCAUUCUGUAAUUUUAGUCUACAUAGGGCAGUUCUAAAAACAUCUUUAUUUUUUAAUUUCGGUAAUACUUUUCAACUUUUAUACAAUUAAUUAUUCCCCAAAGUUCAAUAUGUUAAGUUCUAUUUAUAUUUUUUACAUUAAUUUCUGUAUACAAUGAUUUCGGUGAUUACUUUGAUAUGUUUAAUCUUCUUUAUGCUUCUUCAUACUUUAAAAUAAAUCUAAACUAUUUUAAAGUAUUAAGAAAAAAAAAAUAUUUAUCCUUUGCUUUAUUUACUUAUGUAAUUGUUGUUUUUUGUUGUUCCUAAAGAUUGAAAAUUACUCAUGAACACAUUUUAACAGACGCCGUACACACGUAAUUGUUAUAUUUUUACAGAUGUUGAAAAUGUGUAUCUUAAUUGAUUUGCCCUUUCCUUUAGGGAUUGGUAGGCAAGACAUGCAGGUUUUCCUUCGACUGUGGGGAGGAUGAGUGUUGCCAGCCUAUUGGGUCAAAGAGAUUUCUGGAAGACCUCAUACAGAUUGAGCCCAGAUUAGGUCAGUGCUGAUGUUUAACUUUCAAAUGUUCACUCUGUUAGCGUAACAUGGAUUAAUCAUUAAAACGGAUGAAAAUAGAGAAUUAGACUAGCUUCGUUUAUAACCUUAGAUGCAUUACUAGUUAUUUAAAUAGCCAUUAUAAAUAACUAUAUUUAGAACGUCAGAUACGUUAGUACUUAUUUCAAUAACGAUCAUAAAUGUUUAUGCUUUUAAACAAUGCACAUUAAUACUUCCAUACACACCUUCUAUAAAUACGUUGCGAUUAAAAUUAACUGAAACCAAUAGAUUUCACAAUUGUUUAUACGUUUCCAACAAAAUUUGAUUUGCUCAAAUGACAAAAUAGUAUAUAAAAUACAUUUAUUCCAUAUUACCGACUCAGUAAUAUUCAUGAACUAAAUUGAAACCAUUAAUUACGCAUUAUUUUGUGUUUCAUUUUAUAGGUAUGUGCCAAAAAUUCAGUUUAGAAGGUCAAGGUUGUACCAAAACUGGGGGAUGUCGAUGCGCAUCUGGCCUAGAAUGCCAUUUCUUUGCAGACGACUUCUCUACAACAACUGAAGCCUCCAUUAUGGCCUACAUACUAAAUAAUGAGCACCAUUACAGGUGUACGCCUGUCCAAACGUGAUUCGUUGAUCGAGUGACGCUGUGUCAGUCGAGUUUAAAAUAAAAAUAAAACAUUCCUGUAUUUCUUUAUUACUGUAGAAAUUUCUUUUGGGUUCUCAUAAAUUUAUGAAUAAUCUUUUAAGGAUAUGUAUUUGCUAAACUCUCUCCUUCGAAAUCUUUAAAAUAGCUAUGUAUAUCGCUAGAAAUAGAAAAGUUAGUUAAUAGAGAGCCUAAACAAUUGGAAAGCUAAUUCAAUGAAAUAUCCACAGCUGUAUUAAAAUUAAAGUUUCAGCAA